AUGGAUCACAUACCGUCGCUGCCCAGAUCUUACAAGGGGAAUACAGAGUUGUUGAUCUGGGUCGAUCUGUUCACGGGAUACGUGAUCGCGAAAGCUAGCUCGUCCCGGUCGGCCCAGACGGUUGCGGAAUCGUACGAAGAGUGCGUAUUUUGGCGAUUCGGUGCCAGCGAGAUGAUCCGACAUGAUCGAGAACCCGGGGCGCUCAAGAUGUACGUUCGCGAUCUCGAUCAGAAGGAUUGGGAUGAGUAUGCCGAGCGACUUACCUUCGCGAUCAACACGGCCCACGAUCGGAUCCGAGGGGAUACCUCUCAUUAUCUGGUCUAUGAGGUGGGAUCCGAGGUCGACGCUGGAGGCUACACUGCCAGUCGGAUGUUCCAGACGGCGCGUUCGAGACGCGCGGCGGUGGUGUUAUCGAGUCCAGCGAUAUUAUCAGCAGUCCCGGAAACAAGUCAACACCAGAUUGAGGGAAGCCAUCGCAACCGGGUGAAGGAAGGAUACGCGCGGAAAUUGGCUCACCUGUGGCAUGGGCCAUUCCGGGUGGCCGAAACGAUCAACGAAUUCAGCGUCAAGCUCGAGAUUGCGUGUACUAGGUACCAGAUCUUUCCAGUAGUUCACGUGUCCAAGCUAAAAUUGGUCAAGGACUUCCCGGAUCGGCCACGAACGGAACUCACGGUGGACGAAUCAGAUUGCGUUGACUUCGAUGAGAUCCUGCUUCCGGAGGACAGCUGGGUCCCAGAUCUCGGAGCCGACGAGUACGAGGUCGAGCGGAUCUCGGAUGCUAGCGAGAUGCCUGAGGAGCAGAUCGGCCUCAGACAGGUCACUUGCGGCCAGAUCCCGCAAUUCACCGAGUUGGUCAAGCUGGAGAUCCCGGACCUGAUCGCGCUCAUUAAUCGUCUGAUUACGGUGUUGGAGGGCUGUGUCGCGAUCGGAAAGCGCACGAUCCCGAUCCUCGGUGACCUGUGCGAGUUGUGUGAAGACACGAUCUCGAUCGGAGGUGACCUGCGUCAGGGUAGCACGGGCGAGUGCAAGAUCGACCAAUGUGCGAUCUCGGUGUACCUGAGCCAAGGGGGUAGGACCUCCAAGGGAUUCGUACCUCGCGUCGUCGGUCUCACGCUCCAAGCCGCGGACCUGCUCCUGCAAGUCCCGGAUCUCGUCACGGGCCUGGAAAGCCUCCUGGCGCAGCCGAUCGCGAUCUGCCUCGGUAUUAUGAAGAUCCUCGCGGGUGAUCUCGUCUCGCUGGCCGUGCUCGAACACUUUCAUGUGCCGGACGUCGGAUCGCAGCUGGCGGACUUGCAGAUCGAGAUGAUCUCGAUCGCGGACGAGGCGAUCCCGUGCGAGGUUGCUCUGGCGGAGCUCGCCCUCCAGGCGCUGAAGGACUGUGAGGGCACUAUCACAGAGCAAGUGGAGCGCACCGAGAAGACCAAAGUCUUCUGCGUCCAGGCUUCCAGCGAGGUCAACGACCUUGACUCCAUGUUGUGCAAGGAAUGGCAAGAUUUCGCCCUCAUGAGCAAGCAUCUUCACUUGGCGCAAGGGGCCAUUGCCCAUCACGCCGAGGUCUUGGACUUGUUCAAGAAACAGUUGGCUGCUGCUGAGAGCGAGUCCGCCUCUUCGCUGCAUUUGCUCCGAGUCGAGUGCGAGCGGUUCAAGGCUGGCCUCACCGGCUACACCGCUCAGGCGAAAGAGUUGAAUCGUCGGCUGAAGGAGGCGGUGUCGACUCCGUGCCGAUCCGUCUCGUCGCCCUCGAAAAGGAAGUUGGCAGCCUCAAGCGGGCUAACUGGAUCCUCCGGCAGCAUUCGGCUAACCUUGGGCUCGAAACUGGCUCGCUGCCUGAAGCGAGGUCGUGAUUUUGACCGCGAAGAUUCCCCUGACGAUUCGUCCGGCGCAGAUUACGAACCCGACGAAGUUUCUGUCAAGGCCGCUGCUGCAGAGAAGACGUCAGCUGAGAAGAUCGCUGCCGAGAAGGCGGAGGCUCAGGAGGCAGCGACCCAGAAGGCUGCCACUGAGGAAGCUGCUCGAGCUGAAGCUGCUCGUGCCGAGGCUGCUGAGAAAGCUCUGACGAGGCCACGGCGGCCGUGA
Phytophthora megakarya is the source of this 2076-nucleotide messenger RNA. Lineage: Eukaryota; Oomycota; Peronosporomycetes; Peronosporales; Peronosporaceae. The record is from the annotation of a GenBank genome assembly.